UUUGCAUUAAAUUUUUAGUAAAUUUUUAAAAAAUUCUUAAUUGCAAAAUUAGUAGUUAAACAUUUUUGGCAUACAAAAAAAACGGACAACAUUUUUGGUACAAAAACACAGGGGACAAAAAAAUCGAAACAAUUUUUAGAACAAUUAGCCAAUCAAGUGCUUCCAAUCAAUCAUCAAAUCCACACAACAAAAUGUCCAACAACCCACGAAAGCAAUGUCUACCGAGCAACCUGAACAUCAACACUUGCGAGCGGUAUCCGCAUCCAAGGCAAACGGAGUUCUAUCGCACAGUCGAGCCGCGCAUCUCAGCCCAGAGCCAGAAGGCGGAACAUGCCGCAGAUCGAUUGAAUCGCCCAGCCCGUGCCGCACCCACACAAGGUCCACGCAUCCAACCAGCGCGUAACUCGGAAAUACGAGGAUUUCGCAAUAGCUAUUUUUCCUAA
Molecule: messenger RNA, 443 nt
Organism: Drosophila obscura
Lineage: Eukaryota; Metazoa; Arthropoda; Insecta; Diptera; Drosophilidae
Exons: 2
Coding region: 192-443 (83 amino acids)
Source: RefSeq, a predicted model, not a curated record